CAGCGUGCCAUGUCUCUGCUAGAGAGGCCCACGGAUACAGCUCAUAUUGACAGCGCGCCGCGAAUUCGCACCGAAGAAACAACUUCAACCCUGACCUGCGGCGAUGCCGAAGGAAGCGGGACAUCUACAGUUCGAGAACCGGAACUAUUACCGCACACCUCCUCCUGCACAAUCACUGCAUCCUCUCCACCUCCCCACCCACCGAAGCGAUUGCCCUCGCUGCUGUCAUCUUCCGAGUCAAUACCGAGUAGUGCGAGACUCUUGAACAAUCGUCGCGAUAUCCUGAUUUCGCCUCGAGUCAAAUUCCUUUGCAAGGGUGAACCGGUACCUGAUCCUCGAUUUUGGAAACCAGGGUAUCAAAGUGUGCCUAGCAAAAUGGCGAAGCCCGGUGCUGAACUCAGUUGGAACCCCAAGCGGCCGGGUAUGGUAACAUACAGCAGGAGUUACCAAAAAAGACGCUCAAAUUCGCACGAUCAGGAUACACUACCCCCGAAUCCCUAUAGCGAUGAUCGGGAACCUAAAAGACAGAAGUUUGGCCACCCAAUCGUGGAUCUGGAGUCGACUCGAGAUGUCUACGACCUUGAAGAUUCUUCUCCAGCCCAACCAUCUGCGCAUUCCAGUCGCCGAAGUGCAAGCAGCGAGCAAGGCGCUGGCGCGUGGCCAAAGACUUUCGCGAAGUCUGAAUUCGAAGUCACACAGAACAUUGCACAUGUGCGUCGGAAACAACCGCGAGUCUCUUUGGCCAACACAAGACCUAGCAGCUCCAAGAGCAACAAGAAUAGUGCUGGUUAUAAUGAAUCGGUACCAAUCGACCUUGACGAUGAAAAAGAUCGGGGCAGACCAAGCACGAGUAAGCUAAUGCAGCUACAUGAAUUCACCCAAGGAAUCCCUUCCGGCUACCACCGUGGUGCAAAGCCCAGGACUGAAGACUUGGUUUCGCGGCAUUUCUCCAAACCCCCGACUAUUCCAAACCCACCCAACAAGGACAAUCUUCGUAACGCAUUCAAGCGUCAUCUACCAGAAGAUGUCAGUGAUUCAGAGGAUGAGCUGGCGGCCGGUGUGAACAAGAUGGCCAAGAGGUCCGACCCGUCUAUGAGUCGGAAGGUAAAAGUUUCCGGCUCAAUCUAUAAACGGAAAGAAAUGCCAGAAGAGGGGUGGCAAUUGAAAUGGGCAAGAGCCACCAACCACAAAGCAAUUCAUGAAAAACUUCUGCUCUGCAGCGGCACAGAAAAGCAUCACUGGCGUGUGGUCGGUCCAGGUGACGAUGGGUUUCGACAUACAAAAUUCGAUGUUGACCUCACAAAGAUGAAUUUGGCUUACGCUGACGAAUCCGGCCGAAUCCGAUUAUGUGGUUCCUCGCACGCAGAUGGUGUCCAAGACAUGAUCGAUUUACAUUUUGCCAAUUCAAAUCACAGCAAAGUGUUUAAAGUAUCCGAUCUCAAGUCUUCCAACAUCAGAGUGCACGCCAAAGAUGAGGCACACAUGCAAAGAAUCUUCGACAAAGUAAUGCCACUUAGGCGUCAAGAUGGUCCACUUGCAGUCUCUCUCGAAGCUCAGCGUGAAUCGCAGGUUGGUACUGGAACGAGUGAGAAGCAACAGAAACCGGGGUUAUUAGACAAGCUGCUACAGACUCAAGCAUCAACGAGUGAUGUAGUCUCUGACGGUACUAGCCGUAAAUACACUCGCGCAGCACGAGCUACAAGAGCGACACAGCCCGACUAUGUUGAGCCUGAAGCAACACCUGCUGAAUCGCUCAAAUUCUCCCAGCUACGAGGACUCGGCCCGCCUUGGCAGAAGCAACUCACUUAUGGGUCCGGACGUCGCCGAGCUGUCAUAGACUUUGCGGACCUUCACCGACUCGACGAAGAAGAGUUUCUCAACGAUUCGCUUAUCGACUUUUACAUGAUCUACCUAUUCAACCACAGUAAUCUCCCGUCAGACAAAGUGUAUUUCUUCAACACACAUUUCUUCUCCACUCUGACCCGCAAAGUAUCUGGCCUUAAGCAGGGCAGUAUCAACUAUGACGGUGUUGCACGAUGGACAGCCAAAGAAGACAUAUUUGGGUAUGACUAUAUUGUGGUUCCUAUCAAUCAGGACCUACACUGGUAUCUUGCAAUCAUUUGCAAUGUUGACAACAUUGCUCGCAAAUUUCACGUCAAGAGCCCAGAAGAGCCCGUGCCUUCUGUUGAAGCCUCCGUUGAGGUAUCCAGUGAACCGGAUAACACUCAGAUUGUCGAAGUCGAGGAUGGACCCAGCUCAAGUCGUAAUGCUUCUUUGAAACCGAUUGAUGGGUCAGGAGUUCUAUACGAGGCUCCUUGUUGUGACGAUGACGAGAUGCUUUUCACCGCAGAAUCAAGUCUAGAUUUGGUGGAGUCUUAUGAACCCGUUAAGAGCACGGAAUCCGUCGCCGCCCCCAAAAUCAACUUGAGCGAGGGCUCUGACGAUAUGGAAACCACCCAAGAUAUACAUGCAUCUAUGGCCGUGGAUGUUACUGACGGGCCUUCCCACGACACCGCAUCGUCAUCAUUCUCCAAAAAGUCAAAGCGCAAAUCUGCUCCGCCUGUGAAGCGAUGCGACCCAAAUGAACCGUGUAUCAUCAUGUUAGAUUCCCUUGGAAAUCCUCACAGGAGCAAAGCUGUCCGAGCCCUCAAAGACUACAUUCGCGAGGAAGGUCGAGCAAAGCGUGGCAUGGAAGCUGUUAUCGAUCAAAAUGCUGUUUACCCCAAAGCCCACGAAAUACCUAUGCAGGACAACUUUAGCGAUUGUGGUGUGUAUGUUUUGGGCUACAUCGAACAAUUCUUCAAAGAUCCGGAUGGAUUCAAAACUCGUGUGCUCAAUAGGGAAAUGAGAGCCGCGACGGAUUGGCCCAACAUGCUGGUUCCCGAAAUGCGUAACAAAAUUCGAUGCAUCCUGUUUGACCUGCAUGAGGAACAGACGAACGAGCGGAAAAGAGCACAUGCAGCCAAGAUGGCUCACACUACUCGGCACAAAAGUUCUAGUGAUGCUGCCACCGCUAAUAUUCAACCCAAACCUAUAAAACAUACACGAGAAAAGAAGGAUCCUCCCGCUUCGAUUCUCAUCGAUGCAAACAAACAAAACAAUCCCGGCGUAUCGAUACAAGCCACGUCUUCUCCUCGCACAGGCCGCUCGAGGGCUGAACAUUCACCCCAGUUGAAUUCGAUCAUGACGACCGAGAUCAUGUCACCUGCAAAGCCAAGGCUAGCUUCCCCGUUCGAACCCCGAUCGUCGUCGAAGCAUGAUACUACAUCACCCGCACGCGCUCGAGGCAAAACCAAUAAUGUCCCACGUACCCCUCCUGGAGGAGCUCGCUAUGGCCGUAGCGAAAACUUUGAGGAUGUCCAACCCAAGUCAGAAAAGCCAAUCAAGAAGUCAAGCCCGCAAGUUGUGAUCAAAUCGUCGUCGCCAACCUUCAUUCCAUCAAAAGAGCAAAAGCACGCUGAUUUAUUCUCCGAUAUUGAGGUACUCAGUCCCAACAAGUCGAAUGCAAUAGAAGUAGCGCCGAAGAGGCCAUCGAAAGACGAUGGCUCAAUGGAAUCCCCACGAAAGAAAACCAAGACAAUCAAAACAGCAGUUGGUGGGCCUGGCUGUUCAUCUGAUCCUAUAUCAAUCGAUGACUCGCAGGAUACUAUCGUAGUGAGUCCGGUAAAGCGAGUUUCGAAAGAAGCCGUUCAAAUCUCCCCUGAGCCGAGGGACUCUGAUGGCUUCGAGCGGUAUCCAAAAUACAAGCAGGAUCGUGUCGAUUUCAACAGGCGGCGACUAUACUCAUCCCCCCUAAAAGGCCGUAAAGACCGGUCUGAAAUUCCUGAAAGCCCGGAGGCAGAAGCCAGACCAACGAGUCUGCCAGCUGAUGGUGUGCUGCUCCAUUGA
This is a messenger RNA of Periconia digitata, 3888 nucleotides long. The record is from the annotation of a GenBank genome assembly. Lineage: Eukaryota; Fungi; Ascomycota; Dothideomycetes; Pleosporales; Periconiaceae.